Messenger RNA from Populus nigra (black poplar), 3646 nucleotides. RefSeq names its product transcription factor GTE4. NCBI's taxonomy places the organism in Eukaryota, Viridiplantae, Streptophyta, Magnoliopsida, Malpighiales, Salicaceae. The record is from RefSeq and is a predicted model, not a curated record. Gene Ontology annotation, molecular function: protein binding. The transcript has 5 exons. The coding region runs from base 347 to 1819 and encodes 490 amino acids.
AAAAAAGGAAAAAAAAAAAAGGAAAUGCAAUAAUUAGGGUUUUGAUUCAAGAAAUUAGGGUUUCGAACCUUCCAUGACCGGUUAGAGUGUGAAGAAGAGGACUGUGGAGACAAGAAAUAACAAAGGAGACCCACUAUCAACAGAAACUUGUAUACCCAAAAACACCACAACAAACCGAAGAUUACAACAAUAUCCCUCACCGACAAUUGUUUUUUUCAAAAUCCUAAAAAACCCGACCACCACCACCACCUCCUCUUCUUUAAAGCAGAACCACCGCGACGGCACCGUGGCGUCAGACGACUCUUCAAGUCUUAAUCACGUUCAGCCGGUCCCACAGAAUGGGAACAUGUCAGUACUACCCGGGUACGUGAGAUUUGAUGAUGGUAGUAGAGUUAAAAUCAACUUGAAUUCAAGGCCAAAAUCUGAAAUUAAACAUCUAAAGAGGAAAUUAGUGAAUGAACUUCAUCAAGUUAGAAGCUUGCGAAAGAAACUUGAUUCCAUAGAAAAGUCUCAAUCUUCCUUUAAUGAUAAUCUUAAUAAUAGAAUAACAGGUAAUAGUGGUGGUCAUAGAAUUGGAACUCUUGAUAGGGUUAAUUCUGAAGUUAGUUAUGUGGGACACACCAAUUCGCGGCCGUUGGAUGGUAAUGAGAAGAAGAAAACCCCGGUGAAUUCGAACAAGAAGUUGAAACAGUGUGGCGGUGGUGGGGGACAAGGGGUGGCGGUGGAGUUCAGUAAGUAUUUGGUUAAAGAGUGUGGGGAGUUGUUAGGGAAGUUGAUGAAACAUCAAUAUGGAUGGGUGUUUAAUGUGCCAGUGGAUGUGAAAAUGUUGAAGUUGCAUGAUUAUUUUAAGAUUAUUAAGCAUCCAAUGGAUUUAGGGACAGUGAAGAGUAGGCUGAGUAAGAAUUGGUAUAAGUCGCCAAAGGAGUUUGCUGAGGAUGUUAGGUUGACUUUUAAUAAUGCUAUGAAGUAUAAUGAGAAAGGGCAGGAUGUGCAUACAAUGGCAGAUACAUUGUUGAAGAUUUUCGAGGAGAAUUGGGCUAAUGUUAAGGCUAAAACUAAUUUUGAUAAGAGGGGGGAGAUGGGGUACGAUUCUAGCUUGCAAGCACCUGCGUCAAAGAGAGCUCCAGGUCCUCAUGCUUCAUCCCCUGCUUGUGGUUCUGCUUCUGCCUGUGCUCCCAGUCCUGCUCCUUUUCAACAGACGAUGCCUUUAGAGACGAGAACUUUGGGUGGAACAGAUUCUUUGACAGAGCUUGUGCAUCCAAAUAUGAAAGCUGCUGAUCAGGUUAGGGUGUCAGUGUCGAAGAAGCCUAAGAAGGACACUGACAAAAGCAAAAUGACUUACGAGGAGAAGCAGAAACUGAGUAUAAGCCUGCAGAGUUUGCCUUCAGAGAAACUAGAAUCAGUUGUCCAGAUUAUUAGGAAGAGGAAUCCUGGGCUUUUUCAACAAGAAGAUGAGAUUGAAGUGGAUAUUGAUAGUUUUGAUAAUGAAACACUUUGGGAACUUCAUAGUUAUGUAACCAAUUACCGGAAGAGUAUAAGCAAGAAUGACAGAGAAGCUAAAGUUGCUCUUCAAGAUAGAGAAGAAGCUGGCCACAAUAUGCUCGGGACUAAAUUGACAUCUGCUACUGCAGAGGCACCAAAGGAACUUGGAUCAGUACAAAUGACUGUUCCCGCCUCUUCACCUAUUAAAGAGCAUAAGCAAGGCCAUUGUAUGAGCAGAUCACGUUGUUCAAGCAGUUUUGGCAGUGGCUCCAGAUCUUCUUCAAGUGGCUCUGAUAUUGAUAGUUCAUCAGGAUCUGGGUCAGAUGCAGGUCGGUGACAUAGGAGUUAGUAGAUUCAUUUCAGGCAGGGGCAUCAUCUUUGAGACACAAUUUUCUACCAAAAUUAAGAUCUUACGUUCCGAUUCUAGAGGAGAAUACAUGUCUCGUGACUUUCAAUCCUUCCUACAGCAAAAGAGUAUUAUCUCUCUACAUUUGUGUCCUUACACUCCUCAACAGAAUGGAGUCGCCGAGCGUAGGAAUCAACAUCUUUUAGAAGUUGUUUGUACCUUACUGCUUGAAUCUUUUGUACCUCUUCAAUUUUGGGUAGAAGCUUUAUCUACAGUUGUCUAUUUGAUUAAUUGUCUGCCUUCUCAAACCUUGAAUCUUGAUUCUUCAUAUUUUCGUUUGUUUGGAGUCCUUCCUGACUAUAAUUCUCUUUAUGUUUUUUGUUGCAUUUGCUUUGUUCACUUACCUCUCAUCGAACGCCACAAGCUUGCUGCUCAAGCUGUUCAAUGUGCUUUUCUAGGCUAUAGUAAUUCCUAUAAAGGAUUUGUAUGUUAUGAUGCGGAUAAUAACAAGAUUCGCAUUUCAUGAAAUGUGGUUUUAUUUGAAAAUCAAUAUUUCUUUCUUUCAAUUUCGAUUGGUGGCACUCAGAAACUGACAACAAUAUGGCUUAGAUUAUGAAUUUGCUCCUGUGGCUAAAAUGACUAUUGUCCAUAUUGUUAUGGCCAUUGCUGUCUCGAAAGGAUGGUCGUUUCGUCAGAUGGAUGUGAAGAAUGUUUUCUACAUGGUGAUUUGCAGGAAGAGAUUUACAUGACUCGUUUGUUUUCUUCCCUUUUUACUAAGGUUUAUCACUUGAAGCGAUCACUAUAUGGUUUGAAGCAAGUACCACGGGCAUGGUUUGAGAAAUUUCGUACUACUGUUUUGGAUUUCACCUUCAUGCAGAGCUAGUUUCACUACUCUCUCUUCUUUUGUAAGACUGAUAUGGGGAUCGUGCUACUUCUUAUGUAUGUCGAUGAUAAUGUGAUUACAAGAUCUGAUUCCCAGUUGAUUGAGCAGCUUCAGCAGCAACUCAAAUCUUUCUUUCAUAUGAAAGAUCUUGGUCCGUUGCAGUAUUUUCUUGGUCUUGAGGCCCAACAUUGUCCAACUGGCAUAUUUUUGCAUCAAUAUAAGUAUACCCAGGAGCUUCUUUUCUUAGUUGGACUUUCAGACGCUAACUCAGUUCUUACACCUAUGGAGGUCAACUUGAAGCUACAUCAUGAGAAUGGUGAUCUAUUGCCUGAUCCCUCCAUGUAUCAGCAGCUGGUAGGAAGUUUGAAUUAUUUUCUUCAGGGACUUCUUUACAAUUGAAGGCUUAUAGUGAUGCUGAUUGGGCUGGUUGUCCAAAUACUCGUUGUUCUGUUUUGGGUUGGUGUAUGUUUCUUGGCAGUUCUCUUAUUUCUUGGAAGAGUAAAAAGCAAGUAUGUGUCUCAAAGUCAUCUACCAGGUCUGAAUAUAGAGCCAUGUCAUCUGCCUAUUAUGAAAUUACAUGGCUUCGAGGGCUAUUAGGUGAACUUGGUGUUCCACAGCUUAUUCCAACUCCUCUUUAUGCUGAUAACACUAAUGCUAUUCAAAUUGUUGUCAAUCCUGUUUUCCAUGAGCGAACCAAGCAUAUUGAGGUGGAUUGUCAUUCCAUUCAUGAAGCACUUGUUCGUUAGGAGAUUACUCUUCCUCACAUUUCCACCGAACAUCAAACUGUUGACAUCUUUACCAAGGCUCUCUCUCGUCACCACCAUAAAUUCAUGAUUGACAAAUUGAUGCUUCUUGAUCCACCAACAUCAAUUUGAGGGGGAAUGUUACUAGAUUAGACAAUAUUUUAUAUAUAACAAUAAUUUAUAUUUAUAGGA